AUGGCCGGCGUUCUCGUUGAUACGCCUCUGGGGGCUGCUCCCUCACUACCAAAGACCGCUCUCAACGAUGCGAUUCCAGAUAUCGACCCGCUUGAGGGCUCGACGAACGAUGACGAAGACGGAUAUUCUAUCUUGAAGCGAUACCAGAGACAUCUAGAGUACAUACAGCUACAGGAAGAAUAUAUCAAGGAUGAGCAGAGGAGUCUUAAGCGAGAGCUCGUCCGGGCCCAGGAGGAGAUCAAACGUAUCCAGAGUGUACCUUUGGUCAUUGGCCAGUUCAUGGAGGCUAUCGAUCAGAAUACCGGUAUUGUCCAGUCGUCAACAGGCUCCAACUAUGUCGUCCGUAUCCUUUCGACCCUCGACCGCGAGAAGCUGAAGCCGUCCUCCUCCGUUGCUCUCCACCGGCACUCCAACUCCCUGGUGGACAUUCUCCCUCCAGAGGCAGACUCGUCCAUUGCCAUGCUUGGAGCAAACGAGAAGCCAGACGUAACGUAUGCGGACGUCGGAGGUCUGGACAUGCAGAAGCAGGAAAUCAGGGAGGCUGUCGAGCUACCACUUACUCAUUUCGACCUCUACAAGCAAAUCGGUAUCGAUCCACCUCGUGGUGUGCUGCUAUACGGGCCCCCAGGUACCGGCAAGACCAUGUUGGUCAAAGCAGUUGCCAAUAGUACAACGGCCAACUUCAUCCGAGUAGUAGGAUCCGAGUUUGUACAGAAAUACCUAGGCGAGGGCCCUCGCAUGGUUCGUGACGUUUUCCGAAUGGCCCGCGAGAACUCGCCAGCCAUCAUCUUCAUUGACGAGAUUGACGCUAUUGCCACGAAACGUUUCGACGCCCAGACAGGUGCAGACAGAGAAGUCCAGCGUAUCCUUCUCGAGCUGCUCAACCAGAUGGAUGGAUUCGACCAGACCAGCAACGUCAAGGUCAUCAUGGCCACAAACCGAGCGGACACCCUUGAUCCGGCUUUGCUCCGUCCUGGCCGACUUGACCGUAAGAUCGAGUUCCCGUCACUGCGGGAUCGACGAGAACGACGCUUGAUCUUUUCUACUAUUGCCGGCAAGAUGUCCCUGUCGCCGGAGGUCGACCUUGACUCGCUUAUCGUCCGCAACGACCCACUCUCCGGAGCCGUCAUCGCAGCCAUCAUGCAGGAGGCUGGGCUGCGUGCUGUGCGUAAGAACAGAUACAACAUCAUCCAGUCUGACCUUGAGGAUGCUUACUCUAGCCAAGUCAAGGGCGGACAGGACUCUGACAAGUAUGUGUCCCCUCCCCUACUACCCUCUGUCUAUUUCCAAUCCAACCAGGCUAACGCAUUCCUUCUUUCGCUUCAACAGGUUCGACUUCUACCGCUAAACUGA
This is a messenger RNA of Nannizzia gypsea CBS 118893, 1353 nucleotides long. Its product is annotated as 26S protease regulatory subunit 6B. The coding region runs from base 1 to 1353 and encodes 450 amino acids. Gene Ontology annotation, molecular function: ATP hydrolysis activity; ATP binding; proteasome-activating activity. The record is from RefSeq and is a predicted model, not a curated record. Gene Ontology annotation, biological process: proteasome-mediated ubiquitin-dependent protein catabolic process. Gene Ontology annotation, cellular component: proteasome regulatory particle, base subcomplex. NCBI's taxonomy places the organism in Eukaryota, Fungi, Ascomycota, Eurotiomycetes, Onygenales, Arthrodermataceae. The transcript is spliced from 5 exons.